Molecule: messenger RNA, 1441 nt
Organism: Euleptes europaea (tarantolino)
Lineage: Eukaryota; Metazoa; Chordata; Lepidosauria; Squamata; Sphaerodactylidae
Gene: KCNK4
Product: potassium two pore domain channel subfamily K member 4
Exons: 6
Coding region: 29-1441 (470 amino acids)
Biological process (GO): stabilization of membrane potential; potassium ion transmembrane transport
Cellular component (GO): membrane
Molecular function (GO): potassium ion leak channel activity
Source: RefSeq, a predicted model, not a curated record
CGUCUGCCCUCCUGACCACCAUGGCUCCAUGCUGGUCGUCUGCUACCCAUCCAAGGAAUCAAUCCUGAGCGUGACCCCGCGCGGAAGCAGCGCUGUGAUGCGCCUCACCACCGUCUUUGCGCUUUUCACCGUGGUCCUGGUUUACCUCGUCACCGGGGCCUUCAUCUUCCGCCAGCUGGAGCAGCCCUAUGAAGUCCACCAGAAGGGGAAGCUCAGUGCUUACCGGGAACAGUUUCUCAAGGGGCACCGGGAACAAUUCUUGAAACAGCACCAGUGUGUGGGGCCCGACGAACUGGAUGUCCUCAUUCAGCAAGUAAGCGAGGCCAUAUUAGCCGGAGUGGACCUUUUCAACAACACCACCAACACGACCCGCUCGAACUGGGACAUGGGCAGCGCUUUCUUCUUCGCAGGCACCGUCAUCACCACCAUCGGGUUUGGGAACAACUCCCCCCAAACUGAUGCUGGCCGGCUCUUCUGCAUUUUCUACGCAUUGGUGGGAAUUCCUCUUUUUGGGAUGCUGUUGGCUGGAGUCGGGGACCAUCUGGGAUCAUCUCUACGGAAGGGGAUUGGCAAGGUGGAGGAUAUUUUCUUGAAAUGGCAAGUCAGUCCAACGAUCGUGAGGAUCCUCUCGGCCCUGCUCUUCAUUCUCAUCGGGUGCCUCCUCUUCGUGUCUCUGCCCACUGUUAUCUUCCAGCAUUUGGAGCACUGGAGCCUCCUCGAGAGCGUUUACUUUGUGGUCAUCACGCUGACCACCAUUGGAUUUGGCGAUUACGUGGCAGGUGAUACGUCAAGUGAGGAGUAUCCGUGGUACAAACCAUUGGUAUGGUUCUGGAUCCUGCUUGGUUUGGCCUACUUUGCCUCCAUCUUGACCAUGAUUGGCAACUGGUUGAGAGUGCUAUCCCGACGCACAAGAGCUGAGAUGGGGGAUUUGACCGCCCACGCAGCCUCCUGGACAGGCAACGUGGCAUCCCAGCUGCGUGUCCCAAACAUGGCGUUGCCGGACAAGCUGCACAGAGCGGGGGCCUUGAAAGGGAAGCCUCCGUCUCCUUCCGGCAUCUCGCCACAAAAAGAAGGUGAGGAGCUGCUACAGCAGUCGCCGACGCAGCCCCUUCCACCCUUGCUGCCGUCGCAGCCCCCGGCCUUGGUGCCGCCACUGCCGCCAUCGUGCCUGCCAUGCCCAGGCCUUUCUCCGGCUACCAACCGGCGCGUGGCCCAGCUGAACGCCCGCAACGCCACCCCAUCGCGGCCUAUAGACUACACGGGCGAAAACCUGGCUUUUAUCGACGAGAGUUCAGAUGCGUUGAGCGAUGGAGGGCCGCCUUCGGCCAGGCCGCCCCGCCGCUUGCGCCCCCGGGCCCGCCACCGCACCAAUGCCGGUCAGCCCCCUGGACUGCCCAUGGAUGUGCUGAGCCGGACCCGAGACAAAGGGGAAGCUGUUUAG